CUCACCGCCCAUUAUUUAAUUCGCGAUGUUCAGUGGGGUUUGGAUAUUAAGAGAAUUGAUAUCGUCGACGAGUAAAGUUAUUAACACGCUCAAAUUACCCUGUGCAACUGUCAGUCAAGUUCAAACUUGACAACAACAAAGCGUGCAUGGCAAUCUCCAAGAAAAAGAGUGGGAAACCUAAAAGCCUCUCCCACGGCCGACCACCCACCGUCAAACCACCCCCAUCCCUCUCCAGCAAAGCCACCCGAACCCUCAUCCGCGCCCACCACACCCUCGAAAAGCAAAAGGCCAUAGCCCAAAAAGCCGGCGAUGCCAUCAAAGUCGCGGAUCUAGAAAGACAGAUUGCGAAACAGGGAGGGAUUGAGAAGUACCAGACGGCGAGCUUGAUUGGCCAGGGAAAUGAGCGCGGGGGUGAUAGCAGCAAGAUUUUGAUGGAUUGGUUGAAGCCGAUAAUACCAUCACUUAAAGCGAGGACCGGAGAGCAGAAACUGCGACUUCUUGAGGUGGGCGCGUUGAGUACCACCAAUGCCUGCUCGAGGAGCGGACUCUUCGAUACCGAGCGCAUCGAUUUGAACAGCCAGGCACAAGGCAUUACGCAGCAAGACUUUAUGGAAAGGCCGCUGCCUAAGCUAUCGAACGAGAAAUUCGAAAUCAUCAGCCUGAGCUUGGUGCUCAACUAUGUGCCGGACGCAGUUUCCAGGGGCGAAAUGCUGAAGCGGACGUUGCAAUUCCUCCGCAGCCCACUUGGGGAGAGCGAAGAAGAGUUGCAGACCGUGUUCCCUGCGCUAUUUCUGGUCUUACCAGCACCGUGUGUGUCGAAUUCUCGAUACAUGGAUGAGCCGAAGCUGGAGGCUAUAUUGACGAGCCUGGGCUAUGCCAAGGUGCACAAGAAGCUGUCGAAUAAGUUGGUGUAUUAUCUGUGGCGGGGUGUGGAUCUGACGCCGAAGGCUAAGCGGGAGCAGUUCAAGAAGGUGGAGGUGAGGGCUGGAGGGACGAGGAAUAAUUUUGCAAUUAUUUUGAAGUGAUGAUGGGUGGCAGAAGAGGGGGGAUUAGAUACUAUCGCACAGCUGAUCAAGUGCUGAGAGGUUGCUGCUAGUGUAAACGAAACAGAUUUCUCAAAUGGGCUUUGUAAACCG
Pseudogymnoascus verrucosus is the source of this 1136-nucleotide messenger RNA. RefSeq lists its product as uncharacterized. Lineage: Eukaryota; Fungi; Ascomycota; Leotiomycetes; Thelebolales; Thelebolaceae. Gene Ontology annotation, cellular component: nucleolus. The coding region runs from base 147 to 1025 and encodes 292 amino acids. Gene Ontology annotation, molecular function: rRNA (adenine) methyltransferase activity. The record is from RefSeq and is a predicted model, not a curated record. The transcript has a single exon.